AACCUAGAUAGUUGGAAGAAGAAGAAGAAGGAAUUAAUUCAUCAUAUCAAAACAUAUUCCAUCUUCUUAUUCUUCUAAUGAGGAAGCCAGAUCAUCCAUCAAUAUUAAUGAAGGAGAAAGGGAAUAAUAACAAUAGUAAGGCAAAACUAAGGAAAGGGUUAUGGUCACCAGAGGAAGAUGAGAAGCUGAUGAAUUACAUGUUGACAAAUGGGCAAGGAUGUUGGAGUGACAUUGCUAGAAAUGCUGGCUUGCUAAGGUGUGGCAAAAGCUGUCGUCUCCGUUGGAUUAAUUACUUGCGACCUGACCUUAAACGUGGCGCCUUUUCUCCUCAAGAAGAAGAACACAUUGUUCAUUUGCAUUCCAUUCUUGGAAAUAGGUGGUCACAAAUUGCGGCUCGUCUUCCAGGGAGGACAGACAAUGAAAUAAAAAAUUUCUGGAAUUCCACAAUCAAAAAGAGACUGAAGAAUAAUAACAACAACAAUAACAACAGUAACAACAACACGUCAUCACCUAAUACCAGCGACUCGUCUUCCGAGCCUCGAGCACUCAUGGGUGGAAUAAUCCCUAUGCAAGGACACGACGUAAAUCAUGUAAUGGCAGCAAUAUGCAUGGAUAAUUCCUCAUCUAGUAGCAACCAUUUUAAUCCUUUCCCGCAACUUGACAAUACCAACUACGACAUAAUCGGAGCAGGUUUAUACAAUUUUCCAUCUUGUUUAGGUCAAUUUGAUGGAGAUGGUGGCGUUGUGGAUUAUGAUGUUGUGGAAAAUUAUAGUACUAUGGGGUUAGGAAGUGAUUUUUCAGUUCCCACAUUAGAGGGUGGUGGAAAUAAGAGUAUGGGGGGUCAGAUUAAUAAUAAUGUUAAUUUUAGUAGUAGUAAUAUUACCGCUGCCAAUAUUGACUAUAAUUCUUUGAUUGAAAAGAAAACAAAUGGCAACAACAACCAGCAGUUGAUGUUGAGUGAGACUAGUGAUCAAAGUCUCAAAGUUGAAGACUAUACGGUUGGUUUUGGGAAUCAUCAUCAUCAACAUCAUUGGCAUGGAGAAAGCUUAAGAAUUGGAGAAUUUGAUUGGGAAGGGUUGUUGGCAAAUGUUUCCUCCUUACCUUACCUUGAUUUUCCAGUUGAAUAACUACUCUCUUCAACCCUCCAACGUACCCCAUCCCACACAAUAAAGACACAAAUACCCUUUAUUUUCCCAUAUCUUCUUCUUUUUCUUUUUCUUCUCUAUAAUUGGGAAAUCUGCAAGAGCUAGCUGGUGGCUAAAAAUUCGAAAUGCCUUUCUUGACCUAAAUACCAAGUUGUUGUCUUUCAUAUCUUCUUCCAUAUAUUCAUAUACUUGAAUCAUUUCCACAACCCCAUUUACAGAAAAUUUUGAGACAGGUACACUUCUUUUUUUUGUUUUCCACUAUAAAACACUUCCAAUAGAUUUUCUUUUUUACUUGCCAUAUUUUUUUUCUUAUACAUGUUCUUCCUUCAUAUUGAUCUUUUCGUUCCCUUCAGCCGAAAGUUCCUUCAUCAAAGUUCAUAGAGGUUUAGAAAUAAGUCUUCAAAUUUGGAAAUACAUUUUCAGUGAGGGCAUUUUCAAUGAUUGUCAAGGAUUAUGGAGAUACGGGAGAAAUAACCUUUCUCAAGAAGCAAAGUUUGAAUAGAGAAUGAGCACAGAAUACGUAUAUAGAAGAUUACGAAGAGAAAGUAAAUAAAAAGGCCAGUUGUUGAUUUGUAAGCAGUCUUUGUACAUAUACAGAUAUGAAUCAAUAAUCUUUUGAAGAUAAUUAGUGAGUUACACGUUUCUCAGAAUACAGAUGGAGAGAAUUGUUGUACGUUCUUUAAUUUGUAUACACAAAGGAAUAAGAAGCAAUGUUAGU
This is a messenger RNA of Nicotiana tabacum (common tobacco), 1863 nucleotides long. RefSeq names its product transcription factor MYB83-like. The record is from RefSeq and is a predicted model, not a curated record. NCBI's taxonomy places the organism in Eukaryota, Viridiplantae, Streptophyta, Magnoliopsida, Solanales, Solanaceae.